Molecule: messenger RNA, 2845 nt
Organism: Acomys russatus (golden spiny mouse)
Lineage: Eukaryota; Metazoa; Chordata; Mammalia; Rodentia; Muridae
Gene: Stk4
Product: serine/threonine kinase 4
Exons: 11
Coding region: 116-1582 (488 amino acids)
Biological process (GO): protein tetramerization; intracellular signal transduction; protein phosphorylation
Cellular component (GO): cytoplasm
Molecular function (GO): ATP binding; protein serine/threonine kinase activity
Source: RefSeq, a predicted model, not a curated record
CCCCUCCCGCUUCCGGUAGGGGCGGAAAGCGGAAGUGUGGGAGGGUUUGCGGGGCGGGCUCCCGGAGGAGGGAGGAUGGAGCAUUGAGGCAGUCUGGGCGGCUGCCGGCGGCGCCAUGGAGACGGUGCAGCUGAGGAACCCGCCUCGAAGGCAGCUGAAAAAGUUGGAUGAAGAUAGUUUAACCAAACAGCCGGAAGAAGUGUUUGAUGUCUUAGAGAAACUUGGAGAAGGGUCAUAUGGGAGCGUGUACAAGGCUAUUCAUAAAGAGACUGGCCAGAUUGUCGCCAUCAAGCAAGUGCCCGUGGAGUCAGACUUGCAGGAGAUCAUCAAAGAAAUCUCCAUAAUGCAGCAGUGUGACAGCCCUCAUGUAGUCAAGUAUUAUGGCAGCUACUUUAAGAACACAGACCUGUGGAUCGUAAUGGAGUACUGUGGGGCUGGUUCCGUGUCUGAUAUCAUUCGUCUACGAAACAAGACGUUAACAGAAGAUGAAAUAGCUACAAUAUUACAGUCUACUCUUAAGGGGCUAGAAUACCUUCAUUUUAUGAGAAAAAUACACCGAGAUAUCAAGGCAGGAAAUAUUCUGCUAAACACAGAGGGCCACGCAAAGCUUGCAGAUUUUGGAGUCGCAGGUCAACUUACAGAUACCAUGGCGAAGAGGAAUACCGUGAUAGGAACACCGUUUUGGAUGGCUCCUGAAGUCAUUCAGGAAAUUGGGUACAACUGCGUGGCAGACAUCUGGUCUCUGGGAAUCACUGCCAUAGAAAUGGCUGAAGGGAAGCCCCCAUAUGCUGAUAUCCAUCCAAUGAGGGCAAUAUUCAUGAUUCCUACAAACCCUCCUCCCACAUUCCGUAAGCCAGAGCUGUGGUCAGACAACUUCAUGGAUUUUGUGAAGCAGUGUCUGGUUAAGAGCCCUGAGCAGAGAGCCACAGCCACUCAGCUCCUGCAGCACCCAUUUGUCAAGAGCGCCAAGGGAGUGUCAAUGUUGCGAGACCUGAUCAACGAAGCCAUGGAUGUGAAACUGAAGCGCCAGGAGGCCCAGCAGCAGCGGGAAGUGGAGCAGGAUGACGAGGAGAACUCGGAGGAGGAUGAACUGGAUUCUGGCACAAUGGUUCGAGCUGCCGGUGAUGAGAUGGGCACUGUCCGCGUAGCCAGUACAAUGAGCGACGGAGCCAAUACCAUGAUUGAGCAUGGUGACACAUUGCCGUCCCAGCUGGGCACCAUGGUGAUCAACACAGAGGACGAGGAAGAGGAAGGAACCAUGAAAAGAAGAGAUGAGACCAUGCAGCCUGCAAAACCAUCUUUCCUUGAAUACUUCGAACAAAAAGAAAAGGAAAACCAGAUCAACAGCUUUGGCAAGAAUGUUUCUGGCUCUCUGAAAAAUUCUUCAGAUUGGAAAAUACCUCAGGAUGGAGACUAUGAGUUUCUUAAGAGCUGGACUGUGGAGGACCUGCAGAAGAGGCUCUUGGCCCUUGACCCUAUGAUGGAGCAGGAGAUGGAAGAGAUCCGCCAGAAGUACCGGUCCAAGCGGCAGCCAAUCCUGGAUGCCAUUGAAGCCAAGAAGAGGAGGCAACAGAACUUCUGACGACACCAGCCAGGCCUUUGGUGCCUUCUGGGUCGCUAGUGUCACAUAUGCUAGCCAGCACUUCUGCUCUGUCAUUUCUCCACAGCACCUUUGUGAACUCAGGAAUAUGCGCCAGUGGGAAGGGCUGCCUUGACAGUUGUGCCAUCUGGUGUGUGCAUUUACACCAGCAGGGUGUGUCGUGAGGGUGUGGCGCUUUUAUCUCAGAAUUUUCAACCCCAGAAACAGAGACUCCUAGUUGAGUGAUAGCUGGGAACAUUUUACAUUGUAUCUUUUUGUUUUCCUCCUGGUAAUAGUUUUUGGUUGCCCUCUAUGGAAGACUUUUUAAAAAUAUAUAAAUAUGCACAUAUAUAUAUAUAAAUUAUAAAUAGAUUCCCCACUCUGUGUGGUGGUGUCUCUGUACAGGUACAAUUUCAAACACUUUGCCUCUUUCCUGUGAGGUUGUGGUACUGUGCAGCAAGAGAGCAGGACACUGGGAGGCUCCUGGGUGGCCACUCAAUCCCAGGAGCCAUCCUCGUCCAUUGCAGGCCUGUGUCUUGGGAUGGUUGUGCCGCCACAGUGAUGACCUUGUGUUGUCAUUACUGGCUUCUGAAGCUGUUGGAGAUGUCAGGGAAAGGCCUGGAGAACUGAGUAUGCUCUUUGAGUCCCAGGAGAAGCCUGGCACCCUCUUUGCAAGUUAGCCUUUGCUGUGUCAACACCUUUUAUCUAUCUCCACCCUCCCUGCUGCCUAAAGUCACACCCAGAUACUGCCCAGUGCCUUAAGAGGAGACACAUUUGGUGGAAGGACAGCCUACCAAGAACUCGCUAGCAAACAGGGCCAUAGCAGUCCAGAAGAAUCUCACUGUUCGUAUGAAAUCUCACAUGUGGCAUUUUGCUCUGCGUUUCUUAUAUACAGGGUAAAGAGCAUUGCUUUUGUCAUCCAUAAUCAAAUAUAUGAUUGUUUUCAUGGUUUUCAUUCACUGUAGAGGAUCUGGCAAGGGUAAAUGAACACCAGACUGAGACUCGCUCCCAGAAGGCUUAGUUGGACCCAGAAUGGCAGAGCUGGAAGAGACUAGAGCAGUCAGUGGGUCUGACCUUUGUUGUGCAGGUGGGAAAAGGAGACUUAGAGGAGAGUGACAUUGCCAAUGUCACAAAUAAAGUUAGACAAAAAGCAGGGAUGCCACUGGACCAAGAGCCUCUUCACUGAGGGGUCGGAGCUACUGGCGACCCCUGUUCUUGCCUCGCCUCUUUGGUACCUGAGGUGCUAUCGAAAGGCUCCCCAAAGGA